Messenger RNA from Entamoeba dispar SAW760, 3852 nucleotides. RefSeq names its product tuberin, putative. Gene Ontology annotation, molecular function: GTPase activator activity. The coding region runs from base 1 to 3852 and encodes 1283 amino acids. Gene Ontology annotation, cellular component: cytoplasm; nucleus. The transcript has a single exon. Lineage: Eukaryota; Evosea; Mastigamoebida; Endamoebidae. The record is from RefSeq and is a predicted model, not a curated record. Gene Ontology annotation, biological process: positive regulation of GTPase activity; regulation of small GTPase mediated signal transduction.
AUGUCAAGUAAAUCGGCUAAAGAACAAUUAGAACAGGAAAAGAAGAUAAGAAAGAAAAAGGCAUUACUUCUUGAACCAAAAGAAUCUAAUGCAAAUAAAUUCAAAUAUUUACAAUGGCUUAUUGAAGAAGAUAGUGAUAUUGUAUCAUAUUGUAAAAUAAAUCAUUCAUUGACUGGAUUAAUUCUUAGUGAAUAUGCUACUGGACAAGUUGCUCAUUGUAAAAAAGGAAAACAAACUAGUAAAGCAGCCUUAAGUCAAUUAAAAAUAAUAGAAUUUGCAGGAAAAGUAUUUCCUUAUAAUGAAUUCCAUGUAUUUGAGUCGUUAUUUUCAUUAUUUGAGAAUUAUCUUUCUAUUGGAACUGAUACAAUAUUAAGACGUGCAGCAUAUGAAACAUUAUUAAAUAUGUAUCAAGAUAAACAAGAGUAUUCAUCACAAUUUGCAAGAUAUAUAUUAUCUUCAAUGAAUAUUGGAAGUUUAAUUGAUCUAUCACCAAACCAACCAUUUCCUGGAUUAGUUAAUGAACCUUAUGUUCCUUCAGAAGAACCUGUUGAUGAACGAUCACUUUCAAUGGAAUUUAUUGAUAAAUUUUUGGAUCGACUAUUAAAGAAAGAGAGUUAUAAAACAUUUCUUCCUAUUGCAGAACAUAUAUGUGCAUUACUAUUUCCAUCAUUUUCUAAAACAAUUACAUUGUCAUGUGUUGUCCCAUCAACAGGAUUAGGAGAUGUUCCAACACGAUUAAUGGAAAUUAUUUUAACUGAAUUACGAAAAAUAAUAACUAGUGAUAUUAAAGAAAUGUUCUUCAAAGAAGAGGGUACAGUUCCAUUUUUAGAGUUUAUUCUAUCAACAGCAUUAAAUUUCUCACCAGAAACAUUCCAAAAUGGACUUAAUUAUUUUACAUUUUUUUAUACAGAAUUUGUUGCUAAAACAAACACUGCAACAAGUUUUGAAAAUGCACUUGGAAGUACAAAAUUAUUAGAAUUUAGAAGAUAUAUUAUUCAAUGUAUUGAUAUUCCAUUUGACCAUGCAGAAAUGAAUCCAAAUAUUAGUUGUUUUACAUCAGCACUUCAUUCAAGAAUGAUGGAAUUAUUAAAUAAUGAAUUAGAUUUAAUGGAUGAUAUGAAAGAUUUACUUAUUGCAACACUUGUUAAUAAUAUUAAUAAAUUAGUUACUUGUUAUCGUGAUGAUGCUAUUGGUUCACUUGUUGAUACUAUUAUUACAUCUUAUGUUAGAUGGAGACAUUCAGCUACAGCAUAUAACAAAUUAUAUGAUAUGCUUCAUCAAUUUUAUUCUUCUUCAGGAUUAUUAAAUCAGUUAUGUCAAAAAAUUAUUCAUGUAACAAAACAAAUUAUUUUCUUACCAAAGAAUUCUACAUUACAAAGUUCUAAUCAAAUGGUACGUUAUAUUAAUGUUGAACCAGAUUAUAUAUUUCCUAAUGAUGAUCCUACAUUUAAAGAAAUGAUUAAAAUGAAAUCAAAUGAAAUGUUUGAAUUAUGGGAAGGACUUUGGGUUAUGAUACAAGAUACAUGUAUAGAAACAUCAGUAAAAAAUUGUAUUACAAGUGUGAGAAAAGUAUGUGAUUUAUUAAUGAGAUAUGAUAAAGAAAAUAAAGUUGAUUUAAUGAAUAUUUUUGGUACAUAUUUCCUUCGUAGUCUUUCAUCUUCAGAAGAAAUUGAAGUAAAAAUAACUGCAGGAUUAGGAUUAUGUGAUUUAUUUGUUAGAAAUAAACGAUAUAUUCUUGCAGCAUAUUCUACAUUUUAUGAAAGUAUUGUUCCUCUUAUUCCAAAUGCACCAUAUGAAUUUCUUCUUGGAUUACAUGAUAUUUUUUCAUUAAGAUUACCAGGAUGUACUAGAAUGAUUGUUCCAUUAAUUUCUAUGCUUCAACAAUUACCAACAUUACCAGAAAAAUUACAUGAAAAUAAUAUAAUGAAAAUUAUUGGAUUAUUAAAUUCAUUAAUUUAUGUAGAAAAAUUAUAUCCACAAGUCUUCCCAUUAAUUAAAUUUACAGAUACAUUAGGAGAUUUUAAUAAUUCAUUAUAUUAUGCUCAAAAACAUUUAAUGUCUUUAUUUAAAGAUCCUAUUGCACAAGAAACAUUAUUAUGGGGAUUAGCAUGUCAUCUUCAUCUUCUAGUUAUUCAAAAAAAACAAAAUGAUUUAGCAUUAGAUAUAUUAAAAUGUUUAAUAUCUUAUUUACCAACUGAGAGGUAUGGAUGUAUUUGUCAAAUUAUUUCAUCAUUAGCACGUUUAUCACCACCAUUACCUAUUCCAUUAAUUACUGAAUUACAUAUUUCUACAUUUCAAAUGAUUUCUACUUUAAAUAAUCAAACAGUAGGAAGUUUACUUUAUGCAUUAAUGGAAUAUCUUAUUUCACCAACAGUAUCUCCAGCAAUUCACUCUAUUGAUAUAGCUAAUGUUAUGCUUGAAGCACUUACUAGUGCACUUCAUAUGAAUACAACAACUUCAAACCCACAUCGAGUUAUUGCUGCAGAAGCAGCAGAGGCAUAUAUUGGAUUAUAUAUAUCAGGAUUAGGUACAGAAGGUGCUUUAUUAGUUAAUUCUACUGGAUCAGAUAUAUUAGAUAAAUCAACUAAAUGGUUUUUUAAUGGUAAUACAUUAUAUUCUGUAACACAUCCAGACAAUAAAGAAGAUGUCAUAAUUUGUGUAAGAAAUAGUGUUGGUAGAUUUGAAUGGAAAUUUACAGAAGUACAAGUUCCUAAUUGGAAAAAGACUAUUGAACAUAUAGAAAUUCUUGGUAAUGUUCCUGAAGGAGAUGGUAUUGUUGUAGAAAAGAUUCAUAGUGAUAUUAAUGAUGUUUCUCAACUUAUUGAUUUAAUUCCAGAAGAACUUGUUUGGGAUUUCCCAACUGAAUUAGAAAAUAAAGAAGAAUUUGAUCAAACAUUAAAAACAAUAACAAAUGAAUGUAUUGAUAUGAGAAAAACACUUCAACAAAUACCAAAAGAGAAAAUUGAUAUUUUACCACCUUCUUUACCAGAAAAAAUUAAUGUAUCAAUUACCUCACCAUUAACAACAGGAUUAUUAAUGACUGAAUUAUUCUUUAUUGAUGGAUUAGCUAUUUCAUCAAGAUUAACAUCAUUACCAUCUCAUGACAAAUUUAGAAAUUUAAUCAGUACUCUUGAUAAAACUCCUGCAAGAAGAGUGUAUCCAAUUGGUUUGAUUUAUGUAAAGAAAGGAAUGAAAAAUAAAUUAGAAAUAUUAAAGAAUUGUGAAGUUUCAAGAAGAUAUGAAGGAUUCUCAAGUUCAUUAGGAGAACAAAUGGAUAUUAAGAAAUACAAUGGAUUUAUUGGAGGAAUGGAAAAAACAGGAAAUGAUGGUACAACUGUUCUUUAUUAUAAAUCAUCAACAAGAGAAUGUGUUUAUCAUGAGAGUGUUAGAAUGCCAUCUAUAGAAGGUAAUGAAAAAAGAAAAUGGAAAUUAAUCAGUGAAGAUCAUGUUAUAGUAAUAUGGAAUGAAAAUUAUCAAGAAGAAAACCAAGUUGAAAUUGAAGAACAAAAUAAUGGAAAUAUUUCAAGUCAAAUAAUUAUUAAACCAGGAAUAUGUGGUGUUGAUACUAUUGAAAUACAUAGAAAAAAAGAUGUAAGAGUAUUUGGACCAUUAUUAGAUAAUAUGGUUGUUCCUGAAGAUAUUUUAGGAGAAUUAAUAAGAGAAACAACCUUUAAUGCAUCAGACAACUCAAAACAAAGAACUAUAGGAGAUGAUGUAAUGUUACCAUAUUUACAAAGAAAACAAAUGAUAGAUGACAUAAUUCCAAAGAAUCCAACAUUCUCACAAAAAGGAUAUUUAUCAACAAUCAGUAUGUUCUUAGAUGAUAAAGAAACUACUAAACAAGAAAAUUAA